AAGAAGUCCUCUGAUUGGUUCCCGUUUGCCCUUGCUUGGAACGGCAGUGAAUUGUAAAAUAUCUUUGAACUGUUUACCUUUUUAAGUUUUCAAUUAUUUAUGCUUUAGUUUUUUUCCCCCUACAAAGAGGAAGUGUAAAGGCAGCAGUGGCGUGGUGUUUUGAGGUAGCCUGGGUUAAAAAGAAUUGAGCGUGUCUUCGCUGCCUUCUUUGCUGUGGUCCAGGCCGAUCGACACCAUUGACUUUCUUCCGCCAGCAUCCCACAGUAACACAGUAAGAAAAUGGCUUCACACUAAAUAUUGCGCUCUCAGGUUUGUGCUGAAGACUGUCGUUCUACUGGAGAGACGUUUUUCAUGCUAACAUCCAGUUAGCUAACCGCUUUGCCAAAAAUAUUUAGCGGAAAAGCGAACGUUUUCUUCCGCGUUAUUAGUUUGCCCCUCUGGACCGCAUUCCUGGAUGACAUUCUAUCCAUCCAUCCAUCCACCCAUCCAUCUUUCCCUGUUUCCUUAUUCCCUCUAUAUUGAGGAUGCUUUCAACACACUCUAUCUACCCCAUUGGCUAAUGAUUGACAGUGUCGGCGUAGAUGUUGUCUCUGGGCUGAACUAAGUAAUUAAGACACACGCAGGGGGCGAGGCAGUGAGGAAGAAAACGUGAACAGAGGUGUGAGUUUUGGAUUCACAACCAGUAUUGGUGACGUGUUUUCAGUAGUGACUGGGAAUGCUACCAGUAACAGAUCCUGCUUUGCUCAAGCGUAUUUCUCCGUGUCCGGAUUAACUUCUGACUGUCAGUAAGAUAAGUGUGACUCAUGGAAGGAUGCCAAGAUCCUGGCAAUAGAGGGAUGAUUUAAAAAGCUCCUGCGGCUGGAUGAAUGAAGGACUGAGCGGACGGGCGGCGUUAAGAUUACCGCAUGGAAACUUUCGGGUUCAUUUUACGGGAUGCUGUGUUUUCAAUGACCCUUUGCUUGUCACAGUGACUCUCAUGGAGUGAAAAAAAUAAUAAUAAUAAUAAUAAUAACUUGAAAAUAUCAGUUUUUAAUUGAAACUUGUCGACUGGAUUCAUAGUACUUUGGCAGCUUAAACAUGGCACUUUAUGUGGAAGGUCUGAGUGAAAGAGUGCCCCACAAAGGCAUGGCUCAGUUUCAGGAAAUGAUGCGGCAGCAGCUGGAGAGCUCCAUGGACGCAGAGCUGGAGAAGCUGGUGGACACGGUCACGGGGGCCGACAGAGACGUCUGCAUGAAGGACUUUAAGGGCUUCAAGAACCUCUUCCACAGAUUCCUGCAGGUGAAAGGCCCGUCUGUGGAGUGGAUCAAGAUAAAACGGCCUCCAGAAGACUCGAUCCAGCCGUACGAUAAGAUCGCAGCCCGGGGUCUGCCGGACGGCGUGGCCGCCAGCCUCAACAAGCUGGUGGUGGUGAAGCUGAACGGCGGUCUGGGCACCAGCAUGGGAUGCAAGGGCCCCAAGAGCCUGAUCAGCGUCCGCAACGAGAACACUUUCCUGGACCUGACCGUGCAACAAAUCGAGCACCUGAACAAGACGUACAACACUGAUGUCCCACUGGUCCUCAUGAACUCCUUCAACACAGACGAAGAUACUAAGAAAAUCCUGCAGAAGUACACACACCACCGGGUCAAGAUCCACACCUUCAACCAGAGCAGGUACCCCCGCAUACACAAAGAGUCUCUCCUCCCCGUGGCCGCAAACCUGAGCAUGACAGGCCACAACGCGGACGCCUGGUAUCCUCCCGGUCACGGCGACAUCUACGCCAGCUUCUACAACUCCGGCCUGCUGGACAAACUCAUCGCGCAGGGAAAGGAGUACAUCUUUGUGUCCAACAUCGACAACCUGGGAGCCACCGUUGACCUGCACAUCCUGCACCACCUGGUCAGCCAGCCCAACGGCAAGCGCUGCGAGUUUGUCAUGGAGGUCACGGAUAAGACGCGCGCCGACGUCAAGGGAGGCACCCUGAUCCAGUACGAGGGGAAGCUCCGCCUCCUGGAGAUCGCCCAGGUGCCCAAAGCUCAUGUGGACGAAUUCAAGUCGGUUUCAAAGUUCAAGAUCUUCAACACCAACAACCUCUGGAUCUCUCUGGCUGCCAUCAAGAGGCUGCAGGAGCAGAACGCCAUGGACAUGGAGAUCAUCGUCAACCCCAAGACGCUCGACGGAGGGCUGAACGUCGUCCAGCUGGAGACGGCGGUCGGCGCGGCGAUCAAAUGCUUCGACAACGCGAUGGGGAUAAACGUCCCCCGCAGCCGCUUCCUUCCCGUCAAAACCACGUCGGACCUGCUGCUGGUCAUGUCCAACCUGUACAGCCUGGAGGCCGGCUCCCUCACCAUGAGCCCCAAGAGAGAGUUCCCCACCACGCCGCACGUCAAGCUGGGCAGCUCCUUCACCAAGGUUCAGGAGUACCUGACCCGCUUUGAGAGCAUCCCCGACAUGCUGGAGCUGGACCACCUGACCGUCUCUGGAGACGUCACGUUUGGGAAAAACGUGUCGCUGAAGGGCACCGUCAUCAUCAUUGCCAACCACGGCGAUCGGAUCGAUAUUCCAGCCGGCUCCAUGCUGGAAAACAAAAUAGUGUCUGGCAACCUCCGUAUCCUGGACCACUGAGGCCUUUUCCCAGCCGCCGCGCCGCCCCCUUCACUGUGCAGCCCUGAUCAUGUGACCUGUCCUCCUCGCCAGACCUGCUUGUCCUGUUUAGCCACUAAGAAAACACGGAGAGGAUUUCUCUUCUCUGGAGGUUGAAACUGGGAUCUGCUGCCCUCUGCUGGCCGAUGAGCAUAUAAUCGUUAGGAAAGUGUUAAUAAGUUAGUCCUAACUGCGACCUUAAUAAACUUGAUUUAUAGAUUAACAAAAACAUCUAACUAAAGCAACUUAAAAAAAAACUAGAUUACAUUUUUUAUUCUGUAGCUACUAGAUUCAAUGGUGGCAUUAAAAAUAUAAAAUAUUAAGCACUUAGCAGUGGCGAUGCAACUAAUGCAGAGGUCAGGACAGCUUAAUUAUGGAGACAUUUUAAAAAUGAAUCACAAGAAACACAACGUCACGGCUCUCCGCAGCUCGAUGGAGAGCCGUAAAACUCCCAAAACUCGCUUUACGGGAUUUAGCGACACGCACUUGAAUGCAUCAUGCCAAAACCUUCAAAAUUCAAGUUCAGUCACAUCUCAGAGUUUACAUGUUUUACCUGGGAUGACCGAAUAUUGUGUGAGCUUGUUGAAAACGUGACGCUCACAUGCUGAAACAUAACUUGAACCCCGAUUGAAAUUAGUUAAAAAUGUUGAAAAUAAGUGAAUUUUUACAGUUUUACGUGAGACCUACAUGAUGCAUUUGAAUCCACUGUUUUGAAAUCAGAUCGAUAUUUAAGGACCAGAGGCUUUGAAGGAAUCCAGGAAUGUUUACCUCACCUGUUAAAACGUUAAAAAGUUUCACACACAGACACAAACGAAGAUAAAAAGAGCGUGUGGAGCUGAGUUGGAGAGCAAGUGGUGAUUUUUCACUUUAUUCACCUGAAAACGGAUUCGCUUCACACAUGCAAGUUCUCAUUCAGCUUCAUUGAAAUAUAAAAUCUAUCAUCAUAGCGGCUUUCAAUCUAAGAAAGGUACAUUUUUGAGAGUGUGGAGCCACUAAAUAACCCUGAGGUGAUAAAGGAUGAGCCGAUUGUCUCUAAAAACCACAAAAACUGUGAGAGAUCUUUCUGUACUUCCAUUGCAGACGUUCAGUUUCCAACAGAACUGUCUCGAAUCGAAGCUCAUGUCAUGUUUUCAUGUUCUUACGGCAGAAAACCCGACAGGACCGACAUUCAGGCACGUUGUAUCUUUAUGUGUUUGUAGACAAUGUGUCAGUUUCAAUGGAGAGCCAUUACUUUAACCAUAUAAGGUUAAACAAAAGGCAUUCUGUCGUGUUGUCUCACUCAUCCAGUGCUGUUUCCAUAAUAUGCUGUAUUUCCUGUUUCUUUGGUUUACACCCAAAAUAGUUAUUAUUCAUUUUAAAACCAUGUACACCAAGUUCUUUUGUCUUUUCUUUUUCUUUUUGCGUGGUAAUACUUGAGAUGGGUUUGGCUGGUGCUGCAUACAAGGAGCAAUAAGUGUUGAUCUGUGACGGCAACAACGGUCCCAGUUCUGCCUCCUCAGAGCUGAAUAAAGUGCAAUAUGAAGUACCGAA
Molecule: messenger RNA, 4152 nt
Organism: Gambusia affinis (western mosquitofish)
Lineage: Eukaryota; Metazoa; Chordata; Actinopteri; Cyprinodontiformes; Poeciliidae
Gene: ugp2b
Product: UDP-glucose pyrophosphorylase 2b
Exons: 10
Coding region: 1078-2604 (508 amino acids)
Biological process (GO): glycogen metabolic process; UDP-alpha-D-glucose metabolic process
Cellular component (GO): cytoplasm
Molecular function (GO): UTP:glucose-1-phosphate uridylyltransferase activity
Source: RefSeq, a predicted model, not a curated record